Jaminaea rosea is the source of this 1832-nucleotide messenger RNA. RefSeq lists its product as hypothetical. The transcript has 2 exons. The record is from RefSeq and is a predicted model, not a curated record. The coding region runs from base 291 to 1604 and encodes 437 amino acids. NCBI's taxonomy places the organism in Eukaryota, Fungi, Basidiomycota, Exobasidiomycetes, Microstromatales.
ACGUCCUCGCAGUAUUAAAAGUUCCAGCUCCAGCUCCACCGUUCCAUCGGCACCAUCAGCGCCAUCAGCACCGCAAGCACCGCAAGCACCGCUCCCUGCCCCUCUCGGCCCGCCUGCUCCGGUUGCUCCGCCCGCCGUCCAGCCCUCAACCUUUGGCCCUGGCCUUGAGAGCGAGUAUCCAGCCCUCUCUCCCCUCACAGGCGACGACGACCUCAACGACGACCAGGUCAACGCCGCGGCCAAGCGUAUCAAGGAUCGUCUGAUGCGUCAGAACCACCCUCCCCCUCUAGAUGGCGGCGGAGGCAGCGCGGAAGAUCCACGACGGCGACGACGUGCUGCGCGACUACGACGACGAUCCCGACCUCAUCGGCAUCGUAGGGAUCCAGGAUGACGGGCGCGAGGCCAAGUACCACUUCGACCUCGAUUUUCAGCGCAUCAAGCCCAUUCCGGAUCGCGCAGUCCAGUCGCAGCAAGCGGGCGAGCAGGGCGACACGCGCGACGCGGAUCGCGACACGGUCAUCCUGCAUACCAACGAGCGAGUCGUGGUUCAGACCACCGACGACGGGCAACGCUCGGUACGGAUGACUGGCACGGGAGGCGCAAUCAUCCGCGCAAACCAGAGGACCGAGUAUCGCACCUCGCUCUUCUCGCAAGAGAUUCGCCGCGUGGCUCGCAGCGCGCUCGAGGCAGAGGGAUGCCCGGUCGUCGUCCACCGCCAAGCUGACAGCACCAUCACCCUCCUCGCCACCAUCGCCGGUCGCAACUUCGUCCUCGCCACCGACCACCUCACCGCUCGAGUCGUCGCAGGCGUCGAGACCUCCCUCCGCCUUCGCCCCAUCGCCAACCAGUGGGCAUGCCAACCGAUGUCCGCCACGCCAGAAGCCUCUUACAUCCUGCGUCGAUACCGCGUCACCAUCGACCAGCGCAGCGGCUUGCGCGCCUGCUACGAGCCCUUUGCUGCCCCCGUGCACGCUCGGUGGGCCGGUCACUUGCUCCACGGCAUCGGCGUCAGGAUGAGGGAUGGGGGAGCGCGCUUCCCGCUCGUUCGUGGCGAUCCAGCUUCCCGGCAGCGAUGCGGACCACCUCGAGCUCGGCUGGCUUGGCGACCGUCCCAAUCGUCGUCGACCCAGCAUCAACGCCCCGCCUGCGCUCCUGGAGCUCGACGUGCCGGCACCAUCGACGCCUCACGACCUCAUCCUCGCGAUGCACCAGACUCGCACGGGCGACAUUCACGGCGUCUGAUACCAGCUGCGCCCGCGGGACCGCCUCGAUGGGCUACGCGCGGCCAUGCAACUGGUGCCAUGUCAACGACAUUCUCUGCAUUCGCACAGAAAACAAAAUGUGUGCCAGCUGCGCGUGAAGAGGGGAAGGCCGUGCGGCGCAGAGAUGAGGCCUCCCGCGCAAGCAAAGUGACCCCAGCGAUCCCAGCGAUGAUGACGACGAACACGACGACGUCCAAGGCCUCAACUUUCACCGCGUCUCUCGCCCACAGCCUAGCCAAGCUACUCGUACAGCUCCUUGCUCCUCGCUCCUUGCGAGACCACUACACGAUGUCCACUCACGGUGACAGCGGUGAGCAAAAACCUGUACGCAACGCUUGUUGAGAGGUAAGCGCGUCGGCAUUGCGCCCCGCCCCCGCCCCCGCCCCGCCAGACCACGAAAUCCCAGACCUGGGCUACCCCGAGGACCUGGGCCUCGACAGCGACGAGGCCGAGCCUGAGCCCAAGAAGGCCAAGAAAGACGAAGUUGGCACAAAGUCCCAUCGCUCGCUCAGCGCAGCAUCACCUCGCCCGCCCUUAAAAUCUCCCUCCUCCUCGCUCUCGCGCUCGGCU